CGCGUGCGGCCGUUUGGGCCCUUCCUCGGGGCCGGUGUCCGCGCUCGGGCAGCAGCGACCCAAGCGAGGCCUCGCGGGCUGGUCUACGAGCAGCACGGGGAGCCGGCUCAGGUCUUACAUCUAAAAGACAUAGAUCUGUCAACACUGGGUGAUUCUGGAGUCCACGUGAAAAUGAUUGCAGCCCCUAUCAAUCCAUCAGACAUCAAUAUGAUUCAAGGAACUUACGCUAUUCUAGCUGACUUGCCUGCAGUUGGUGGGAAUGAAGGAGUUGGACAGGUGGUAGAAGCUGGGCGUCACGUGACAUCUCUGAAGCCAGGUGACUUGGUGAUCCCAGCUGAUGCAGGCCUUGGAACAUGGCGAACAGAGGCAGUGUUUAGUGAGGAAACCCUUUUUUGUCCCAGACCAGACCUCCAGGAGCUUAUAGACAGACUGAAGUCCCUUGGAGCAGACUAUAUCAUCACAGAAGAGACAUUGAGAAAACCAGAAAUGAAAGAAUUAUUCAAGAAAAUUCCUCAGCCUGUGUUAGCUUUGAAUGGCGUAGGAGGGAAAAGUGCUACCGAGUUACUGCGUCAUUUGCAGCAUAAAGGGACUAUGGUUACCUAUGGUGGGAUGUCAAAGCAGCCAGUCACAAUCCCUGUGAGUGCACUGAUCUUCAAGGAUGUGAAGCUCCGUGGCUUUUGGAUGACCCGUUGGAAGAAGGACAACAGCCACAAUAAAGAGAAGCUAAAAGACAUGAUCGCAGAUCUGUGCACCCUCGCUCGCAAGGGUCAACUCACUGCUCCAGCCUGCCAGGAGGUGCCUCUGAUCGAUUACCAAAUUGCUGUGAAGGCUUCGAUGAAGCCAUUUGUGUCAGCUAAGCAGAUCCUCCGCAUGUAGAAGGUGUCCCAUGGGAAAAGUGUAUGCAGCUCGUUAAGGUGGAUUUCCAUUCCUGCUGUGGCUCGAUUGCUUCCAGGACUAGAGAACCGAAUUGCUACAAAGUCCCCUUCCCUGUGGCUCAGCAGAUUGACUUCAGAAGGAAAACUGUGGUGGGGGACCGGGGGGGGGGGGGCAGCUGCAGACACUGAAUGUACAAAUAGGAUCACAGUCAAAUGAUAAUGAUGUUGUGGGAGAUUAAGAACUUUGUUUCUGCACAACCAGGGAAUGCUUGUGAGUUUCAGUGCAAAAGGUGAGAUGACAGACCACCUUUCACGACCUGCCUUGAGCCGUUCUGCAUCCUGGCCACCUUUUCAGUAGAGAAGCUGCAGAAAUGGUGCUCUGUGUGUGCACUCCGAAUGCCCAGCGCCAACGCUCCCGUGACCUCCUCACCUCUUUUCUGAUAAUUUAUUUAUUUUAUUUAUUAAAACAUUUUUAUGCCGCCCCAUUCGCCGAAGCCUCGGGGCGGCUUACAACAAAAAAAUAAAAUAACAUUUUAAAAUACAUACAAUAAAA
Molecule: messenger RNA, 1428 nt
Organism: Varanus komodoensis (Komodo dragon)
Lineage: Eukaryota; Metazoa; Chordata; Lepidosauria; Squamata; Varanidae
Gene: MECR
Product: mitochondrial trans-2-enoyl-CoA reductase
Exons: 9
Coding region: 172-876 (234 amino acids)
Biological process (GO): fatty acid metabolic process
Cellular component (GO): mitochondrion
Molecular function (GO): trans-2-enoyl-CoA reductase (NADPH) activity
Source: RefSeq, a predicted model, not a curated record